CGCUAACGUCAGUCGUAGCCGGGUUUGCGCGGCGAGCGUCGUCUCUUUGUAGAUACGCUUUUUUUUCUUGUACACAUAUCAAAUUUCACGAGAAAAUUUGAUAUAGUCGUCGAUCUGUGAAUAGUGUAUGAAAAAAGUUUACGAAGAACGUUCGGUAAUUGUUUGUUUCACUACACUUGCGCUGUUAUUUUUUAUUAUUUUUAUUAUUUGCUCUAUGAUGUUGCGUAGUGUUUUUUAUCAGUGAAUAUCCGUUGGAUUGUUUUGUUGUAGUUCCAAACAAAAAUGUAGAUAGAUCGUAUGUUGCAUCUAUUAAAGUAAGAUGUCCAUUGACCAGGCAUCUCCACUUGUGCCGAUCAAGCCGCAGCUACAGAACGCAGCGUUCGUUAAGAACACCCAUAACAGAAGCAGUUUUUGCGGCGUGUCACCGAACGGUAACGGGACGUUCAAAACUUUCUCCGUCAAUCGCAAGAGUUGGAGUGGAAAUGUGACUUUGCCACUUCAACAGUUCGCUCCCGAAGAACAAACUCCUCAACUGGCGACUUUUCGUUCCGGCACAGGAACGUUUCCGAGAAACAGGGAGAGGAACAAUAACAGCGCGCCAAACGGAAUAUUAACUCCUAAUGGGAACUCUGUGCAGACGUUUAAAGGAAAUGAAGUGAGAAGGAGCGGAAGUACAAAAGGUCGACGUUACGCUGAGAUCGGAAACUGGAGCAAAAGAAAUGCGACUUUUCUGGAACCGCACCUCCAAGGCGUGAGGAGACGCGACAGUCGCAGUACCGACUCCGAGCACGAUGAGCGUUCCACGGAAGACGACGAGCGGUGCCUCCUACGCAGCUCACCCCGCACAAGACUGCCGCCACCCCCCCCGCCGCCUCCCGACGACGAGCCACCCCCGCUGAAGCCUCGAGAGUUCUUCGAGAGACUCCAGAAUCAAGCGAUGAAGGAGGCCCAGCAGAGGAGGCAGCGAUCAAGAGACUUACCUAUUAAAGAUGCACACUUAUUCAGGCCUGUCGAUGGAGAAGAGAGUUUAGGGGAUAGUCUCAGUCAGAGUCGCGAAAGCCUGUCGUCAGACGGCGAGGGAGCUCGAGGUGACUGUUCGUCGGUGACAUCGUCAGGUUCGUGUUCAGAGGAACAACCACCAUGCGAUAUAGGUGUUUUGGAGCGACUGAUAAGGACACAUCCGGUCUGGUUCCUUCCCGGGAUACAGAGGGCAGGAGCGUUUCAUCUUCUACAGGGAAAGGAAGAAGGGAACUUCGUGGUUCGUCAGUCCAGUCAGCCUGACACAAUGGCGAUAAGUGUCCGUUUGCCAGCCGAUAAGGGUCCUUACAUAGAGCAUUAUCUGAUCCAAGCGUCAGGAGGCCGCAUAAGUCUUGAAACUUCACACAACCGCUUCGACAAUAUACCUGAACUGAUCGCUCAUUACUCACAGUGUUGUGACGAGUUACCAGUGCAACUACAACUUCCUCGUCCGCUUCGUGAAGCUAAGAGUCGGCAUCAGUUAAGUUCCUUAGCACUACUCGGUCAGGAGUUUUGGGGGUACCCGAUGGCGAAUUCCAAAAGCAACGCACAAAAUAUUCUUUCUCCAUGUCAACUUGCAAAUGGAGUCAUACCAAUGGCAGUGACUCCAUCUGACACCGGAUCCAGUCUUAGUAGUUUUAAUGCUAGUACAAGAACGAAUUCAAGAGAACAGAUCUUAAGCACAGAAAAAGAUCAAAAUGUAGUUUUAAAAAUGUCUCCUAUAGAUAUAUCAGGUUCCCCACCGAGUCAGAAUCAAAAUUUAAGUACUUUUAAAGGACGCGUUGCUCCUUCGCCACCAGCAAAACCAAGCAGUGCAUUUGUUAGAGCUCCGAGACCAACCCCACCAAAUACUUUAAACCUUAUUUCUAGUACAGCUCAUAUAACACAACCUCAUACAUUUCCUACGACAAACACGCGAUCCUCUCCUACUCAAAUAAUUAAUGUGAAAACUACUCCUCCACCUCCUCCCCCGCGUUGGACCAAACCUCAUUUGGCAAAGACGUCCAUAUCUCCUAAAUCAGAAGCAUUAGCUUUCAUUCCGAUUAACAAAGCAUCACAGAAUGGAAACAUAACAGUCACUACAACAGUCACAUUUAGCGUUAAUAAUACACAAACUCAUAAUAAUGCAACCAAUGAGAGCAUACAAAAUGAAAAACUGCAACUAACGCUUGCAUCUAAUACGGUUAAUAAUCGCAAUAAUAUGAAUAAUGGAUUCAAUGUAAUUGAAGACACAAAACAUGCCGCUGAAUGUAAUGGAAAUAGUCAGAAUAUAAUACAUCGUAUGUCACCUGAGGGGGAAUGCGUCAGUGUAACUACUAGUUCACAUGGAAGCUUCAAAAGGCAGGAGAAUGAACAAAAUGCUGCAGAACCUGGAUCACUGUCUGAACCACAAUCCCAAAUGAAUACAUCAGAAUUUGUUGAUCCCGUUAUAAAUAGCUUGACGACAUCUACAAACAGUUUUGUUCCUAACCAUCUUGUUUCUCCAAAUGGAACGAAUUCCGUUACGAGUGGAAUAUUUUCGCCAACAAGCCAAAUUAAUUCUCCACUAUCUAACGAUACUAUAUCUUCGAAAAGCAGUGUCUUUUCUCCCGUUAGCCAGAACAACAAGAGCGAACUUUUCUCUCCCAUAUCUAGGAGUUCACCUAUAACUACGAAAAACGUAUUAUCCCCUGGAUCCAAUCAGUCAAUAAUAUCUCCCGUAAUAGGCAAAGAUAGAGAAAAAAUUUUGUCCCCUACAACCAACACAUCGGGCAGAUCAAGGAGGAGUAAGCACUCGCUAAGAAAAGAAUCCAGACAUUAUCAGGAAUCAGACAUCUUAGAAUCACCGGGUAUAUACUACAGAAGUUCAUUGAUGGACAAAGUGUCCGAUUAUGAAGAUAUUUGGGGACCGGAAAGUAACAAUUGUUCCACUUUUAAGCCAAUGAAGCCCGACGGUGAAAACAAUGUCAAUAACGGCAUUAUGAAGAGCAAACGCCCUGAUUUAUUACCUGACACAUUACCCAAAUUGAUUACAGCAAAAAGUACACAAUCGAUUUUGGAAAAAGAAAACGUUCUUAUAAUGAAUUCAAAUGAAAGUCUAAACGAAAAGAAAACUUUAUCCGAUGGUUCACUUCAGAAAAAUUUUAAAGGAUCCAAUGAAAUAAUAGCGACAACAAACAGUAAGGGUGAAGCUAUACCAAAGAGGCCAGAUAAACUUAAUAUCUCAUUAAAUAUGAAUAAAAAGUUUACUGAAGAAAUAGAAGCUGCACUUAAGAAUCGAGAAAAUCACAACACUGAAAGUAUGGAAACUGUGAAAUUGGAGGAUGAUAUGAAGCAAUCGAAUCUCGAUGAAUCGGAUAAAGAUAAUACUGGUAGUCCGUAUUAUGCUGAUCCAGUCGACGCUUUAAAAGAGGCUGGGUUGCUGCCACCAGUACAACGACGUAAAUUGAUCCGUGUCGGUUUGAGUUUAUCUCAACGUUAUUCUGAACCACCAAAUCAAAACCAUCCUUACUAUCCGCUGCGGGAUAUGCACAGCAUCGAGGAAUUAUCUCCCUCAUCACCGAACACAUCAUCGUCAGUUGACAACCUGGUGUCGAUUCGAAGCAAACCAAAGGUGAAGCCCGUCCAGCCGCCCCGCGUCAACACAAAGUCCUCAGGCAAGAACGACACUUGGACCGUUGAUUCCAGUUGGGAGUUCAUAAAUAAACAAGACGAAAGCGGUAACGGUGAAAGCGGAACUUUUCCAUCACUAGCCGAACAGGAAUGUAGGUUGAGUGGAGUUGAUGAUGAAUCCAAAAACUUGACGGUACACCAAGUGGUAGCACAAAGGCUACCCGAAUUGAGACUCAAUUCUCAACCAGCAGCUUUACCGGAGGAAGUGAGGUCUCCUCCGCGCGCUUCUUGCUAUGACAACGUACACGAGCUGAGGCCUUUAUCUGAACAGGCAAGUGACGAUGGAACUGUAUUCUCGGAGCCAUGGGACAGCUCGCAGUGGGACGGACUAAUACCACCAUCUAACGAUCAGCAGCCAUAUGACGCAGAGGAGACUUUGGAAUGGGAAUCUCCUAUUCCAAGAAGAGGAGCAGUUAUGUCUUUGCGUGCGAAGAGCUUCAGAGAUCGCUUGGAUCCUUUAUUAGCGGCCGGUCGUGUCAGGGCCCUCAGAGGUGGGCGUACAACACGCGGCGCCGGUGCAGCCCUGCGUGCGUACGCUCUGCACCUCGCGCAAGAUAAGAGCACAACGUUCGCUCAGAACAUCGACAAUUUUAUUUCGUGCACGCUGGACUCGAAGGAAACAUGUCCGCAGGUGAUGAUGCGAAACAUAAGACAAUUCAUGUCUGGAAUGAAGAAUUAUUUAGUUAAACAUGGCGAAAGAGAAUUCGAAAAAGAAGUUGAAAAGGAAAGACUGAAGUUAAAGCCGACUGAGUUCCUGAACUUAGACGCGAUUUUGGAAGCGGUGAUGCACCGGCUCGUGGUGCGCCCGCUCCGCUCGCGGCUGUACUCGCUGCUGGCGGGCUGGCACGCGGCGGACGUGCGCCGGCUCCACGCCGCCAUCGAGCGGGCCCAGCACGCUACUCCGCUACAGCUCGGCGUUAAGGAAUCAACAAAAGUUCCAUCCGCGGCAGUGUUGGCUGUGAUCUCAAAGCAUUUCCUGAAAAUGCAAGAAGCCGAUUCGCCGCUGGAUAAACUCGAAAAUCUAUUGGCCGCGAUAUCGGUCAUGUUCAAUGCUAUUCGCGGCGAGCGCGGUCUCGGCGCCGAAGACCUGCUUCCGGUGUUGGCUUGGACGGUCGCCCGGUGCAGAUUAGUAUGUGCGGAACUCGAGGCCGAGUUGAUGGCGGGACUCCUCCCCCCGGCGCUCCUGGCGGGCGAAGGGGGCUAUUAUCUAACCGCGCUCUUCUCCGCCGUGGCCGUCCUGAAGAGGCUGGCCCCAGAAACAGGAUCCGAUAUUACGCCCCCGUGGCGGCGUGGCUCGAUCGACGGUCGGGAUCAAUGCCCCGUGGCGGUCGUCCGCGUCGUGCUACCCGACGAGUGUCGAGGCUCCAUACGCCGAGUGCCGGUGCCGUGCCGACCGGGCGCGCGCGCACGCGACCUGUGCCGGGCGCUCGCUCACGCAGCCGCCAUUACGAACCCGCAGGACUACGCGUUGUUCGCUUUACACGACGGGCACGAGACGAUGUUGAACGAGAAUGAUUGUCCACAAGAAGUCAUGUCGGAGAAGACCGGACAGAAUUUCACCCUUGCGUACAGAAGAAUAGACGCCAAAAUAGCUUGGCCACAGCAAGCGAUGAUGUCUUAUCCAUAAUUAUACGCAACAACAAACCCAACUCUCAAAGUUUUAAUUCCAAUAAACGAAAAUUUGUCAUUAAUUGAUCACAAUUACAUUUAGAACCUUCAUAGAUUUGUUCUAAUCAAAUCUAAUCUAUGUUUUUCCACUGAUUAAUAAAAUACGAACUAUAUUUUCGUAGUUUAAAUACACUAAAGCGAUAUUUUCUGCGACAUUUUAUCUAAGCUCUAGACGCGUAAACUUUUUAUGCUUACCUCCUAAAACGAGUACACGAUAAGUAUAAUAAUUAAGCUCACUGACUGAUUCGUGAGUACUAAUUUUUUUAUUAAUUCGUAGCUUUUUUACUCAAUAACGGAUAAUAAGUAAUGUGUUUUUAAUAUGUAAUCUGACUGAAUAUUUAGGGCGUCACUCGUCCAGUUUUUGUACAUUUUUUAUGACGUAUGUGAUUACUCAAAUGCGCGUAUGACGAACGUUAUACGUUUACCGUUCUCAAUUUAAUAUCGGUUUAAUUAAUUCUUUUUAAUUGAAUAAACACGAUAUAGUAUUACGACUUCCUUUAAAAGGCAGUCGCAUAUUACUUGCGAGCGUGUGAAUAUAUGUUCCUAAAUUUUUCGUAACCCUUACACUGAACAAAACUCACCAAAAUAUUAUUAUUGUCCUUGUUUAGUUUUGUUCUUUGAUUUAAGUAUUUUCAAUUUCACGUUCUUGAAAUUUUAAAUUUACUUUUGAAGUACGCUACCUUCGGAUUUAACUUGUACUAACUUGUUUAUGAACUGUGAUGUAAUUCGUAUUAGCUACUAAUUUAAGAGUUUGUAUUGAUUUUGUAUAUUCGUAGAGUCGUUUCUCAUUAUAAUUUAUUUAAUGUAAUUUUUAAGGUAAUAAUAUUUAAUUCUUUAACAGCGAUUCGAGUAAAUUACGGCGUAAAUCGUAUUUUUCAAUAAAACUUUACGACGAAGAAAAUAGUCAAGAGUUAAAUUAAAAUCAAUGAGUGAAUAAUUUUAUAUAUAUAAAAAAAACGCUUCAAUUUACUCAAUUAUGCAUGUACAGAUUUUAUGUUUUAUUUACUUUUAAACAUAUAAAAAUGUUAUAGCCAAAUAGCCUGAGUAAAUGUCACAGUAGAAACUAUAUAGUUAUAUAAACAUAUACAUAUGUAUGUGUAAUUUUUUGUAAUUAAAUAACUGCUCGGACAAAAUAAGACAGAUGUUCAAUAUAAUUUCAUAAGUUUUUUGACAAAUAGCUAACUGGUUCAAUUGCGACAAAGGAACUUAGAAAGGAUAUUAAGAUUGCUAUAAUAUAGUUAUGCUGAGCUAUUAUACAGGUUGACUUGUUGAACACUUUACAUUCUCAAGGACAUGAUAAUUCAUUGUCACAUGAAAGGUUAAAAAAAAAAAACAAAUGAACCACAGAGAAAACCUUCAUUAAAUUAAUUUCCUAAAACUCUAAAUUUGUGGACACCGCAGUGCUCAGGCGGCGCCUGGCGGGUGAGAGCAGGUUGCAUCCAAUCAGCACGCCGCGUUGAAACGAUGCCGCGAUUGUCGACUGCCUUAAACAAAUAAAUUCUGUUACAGCAUGCGCGCGGUGCGAGUGACCACGCAUAUUUUUUUGAGUAGACAAUCAAAGAUAAAUCAGGCAAAUAUUAGGCACCUAAUUUUUUGUGCUUAAUUAGUACGAGAAUCGGGUACUGAGCACUAUAUCAAAAGGUAAAGUGCUCAACACGUCAACCUGUACAUAUUGAGCUAAUAGAGUCUUACUACUGGUACUGCUACUACUUACUAGACCUUAUGUACUAACUUCUGAAACGAAGCACUAAUGACUUACAGUUCAGGGUUCGAAAGUGUUGUGGCAAACCAGACAUCGGGCUGUAAUGUCUAUAUGUUCCAGUACUAUAUGCUCAAAGAACUAUAUAAUCACAAAGAGGAGAAAUCGUAAUAUUUGAGAUUGCCUAGAAAUUCUACGUCACGAAAUACGAUGAAACGAUUUAAAAAAAAAUGAGGAGUAGUAUUCUGUUUUUUUUUUAAAUAAGUUGAUACGACAGUCUUUUAAGUCGGUUUAUUUAUUAAUGGUUUAUUUAUUAAGCCGCAAAUUUUAGUUGCUUAAAAUAUGGUACGCGAUUUUCUACUUUACGUUAAGUGUAGUAAAAGUCAUUUCUAAUUGGGGUUAGACAGCAUUUUAAAGGUAAACGACGCACUAUCUACGACGUUAAAAAAACCGUCAUGGUUUCUGUGGGUAGUGUGACUCGAAGCAUUCAAUCUGUACAUGUAGUAGGUGUAAGCACACACCGUUAUGUAUUUAUUGCAUUCUUGUAUUAACAUUAGUUAUGUGACACGUGUAUUGUGUUCGAUAACAUUUUCAGUCAUUUGUGAAAAAGUAAACGAGUUUUUACCAAACGUA
Molecule: messenger RNA, 7669 nt
Organism: Bombyx mori (domestic silkworm)
Lineage: Eukaryota; Metazoa; Arthropoda; Insecta; Lepidoptera; Bombycidae
Gene: spri
Product: protein sprint
Exons: 24
Coding region: 320-5296 (1658 amino acids)
Biological process (GO): vesicle-mediated transport; signal transduction
Cellular component (GO): endocytic vesicle; cytosol
Molecular function (GO): small GTPase binding; guanyl-nucleotide exchange factor activity
Source: RefSeq, a predicted model, not a curated record